This is a messenger RNA of Pleuronectes platessa (European plaice), 3915 nucleotides long. RefSeq names its product transmembrane protein 106Bb (gene tmem106bb). The coding region runs from base 240 to 1034 and encodes 264 amino acids. The transcript has 9 exons. Lineage: Eukaryota; Metazoa; Chordata; Actinopteri; Pleuronectiformes; Pleuronectidae. The record is from RefSeq and is a predicted model, not a curated record.
UGUUGGUAUGUUUGCAGCUAUAGAAGACCAGCAACAUAUUUACAGUCGGUUACAACAGGCUGUUUCUGAACAGAGAUAAACAAACCUGCACGAGCCGCGAUCUGUUGACGUCUUCUGAACCAUCAGUCCCAUUCAGGUAAUGCUUCACCCGUUUCAUUGAAAUAUCACUGUUUGUCUCACCUUGUCCAUCAUCUUCACAUGGAUACACUGCAGCUGCAUGCAACUACCUAGGAGUGACUAUGGGGAAGUCAAUUUCCCACCUCACCAAGCAGACAAGCGAUGACGAGGACCGGCUCUCCUCUCCUGAGGACGAUCAAACUGAGGAUGGCAAGGACGGAGACGUCUCCCAGUUUCCUUACGUGGAGUUCACAGGACGGGACAGUGUGACAUGUCCCACAUGUCAGGGCACAGGGAGGAUACCCAGAGGACAAGAAAAUCAAUUGGUGGCAUUGAUUCCAUACAGUGACCAAAGGCUACGGCCCAGGAGGACGAAGUUGUAUGUCUCAGCUUCAGUGGUGGUCUGCCUGUUACUGUCCAGUCUGGCCGUGUUCUUCCUCUUCCCUCGCUCCAUCGACGUCUCCUAUGUUGGGGUGAAGUCUGUUUUUGUCAGCUAUGACCAAGACAAGCGCAGCGUCUAUCUCAACAUCACAAACACUCUCAACAUUACAAACAACAACUACUACUCAGUGGAGGUGGCCAACAUCACAGCCCAGGUGCAGUUUGCAAAGACAGUGAUCGGUAAAACCCGCAUCAAAAACAUCAUUGCCAUCAGCCCUCUGGACAAGAAACAGACUGAUUAUAUGGUUCCCACCAUCAUCGCAGAUGAGAUGAGCUACAUGUAUGACUACUGCACCCUGCAAACCAUCAGGGUUCACAACAUUGUCGUCAUGAUGCAAGUCACUGUCACAACAACAUACUUUGGCCACGUGGAGCAGGUGUCUCAGGAGAUGUACCAGUAUGUGGACUGUGGCGGGAACACAACCUCUGUCAGAGGGAUGCCCCAGCCCUUUAACAUCCCAAACCCUGCUGAGUAACCCCCACCUGUGUGUUCCUCACUGGCCCUGACUCAGGCCCUGGAUGGUCACCUUAGGUGCUUUACGGUGUUCCCUCUUCUUCUAUACCUGCAGGGUCUAACAAUCUGCUGUUGACAUGAAAGUGUAGAGUGGAAUUCAAAACCAACACUAACAAAGUCUACACUGAAAUAAGAAUUGCACCCAGAAAAUGUUGCAAAGCAAAAGUGUUGACGUGUGUGUGGAAGCACAUUGCAUUCAGCAAAGAAAGCAAAUCAACAGGAGUGCUUUGCUAAUUAAGAGAUCUGUAUCCAAAAGAUGUUUUUGAAACAAUUACAAGUGAACUGUUUCAUAAUUAAGAGAUCCUUAUCUACUAAGUACUACGUUUCUCUUAACUCGUGUUUGAAAUAAUACAAAGGUGUUUCAUAUAUACAAGAUCCAUGACUCGUAAUUAUAAGAAAACAAUUAAGCAAAAAUAAUACUUGUAGUUAUGAAAAGACCACUGCAGUAAGUAGUAAACAGUGCAAUUGCAGAUACACGUGUCAUAACUACCAGACCUGUUGGGAGAAAAAAUAUCUAUAAUAAUCAAGUUUUUGCAGAAAACCCAAUCCCAAAAUUAAAAUUUUAAAAUUACAAAAUCAUUACCUUGAAAUUAAGAGAGAAGAAUUUGCUACACUAUAGUAUAAAUAGAUUUAGUUUAAGCAUUAUAUCGAUACUUCAUAGAUUAAACAAAAUAUUUUUUUAACUCUGAGAUCCAUAUUUUUAAAUCUGAAUCUAAUUAUUAUGAGAUGCUAAUAUAUGAUUCUAGCGAAUGUGGCAAAUCUUUUUCUCCUUUAAGAAUGCAGUGUGCACUCCACAAUGUUUCCAGAUUAUCUAGUAGCCUAAAGGGUUGUUCUGUUUUCCUGCCUGACAUGCUGAAAGUAAGGUAUUCGAUUCAAUGCUUUCUAAUGUAUCCUGAAAGAUAACAUCUGUUAUCAUGACAAUGCUCUUACAUAAUCUGAUUACAUGAAAAGCGUAAUUAUUAUUUAUACCAUUUAAACCAUAAUGCACUACAUGGAUCUAUUUAAAGGGCACAUUUUAUUAUAGGUCUUAAGUUCUCUAAAACAUGUUUAUCCACCAUAGUGUGUCGAGCUCCGUAAAGAUAAGUAAUGAAAACAUGGUGAUGUUACAGCACAAAAAUAUUCAGAUGCUGUUCUGUCAGAUACUGACAUAAGUUGAUUUUAUCCAUAGUAUCUCCUUUGGGUUUUUUUUACAAUCUACUUACUUGCCUAUAGUAGCUUUUGGCUGUCAGAUGCUCAGUAUUGGUUUGUUGCUAAAAUGGAGGCUUUCCUGUUUCCAAUUUAAAGUUAGAGGUGAACAUUCUGAUGGGGGCAGGUGGUGACAAUUUCUGAUGUGGUAGCUCUCUAACUUUUAAGAGAGUCUGUUUUGUUUUUUUAUCAUUCCACUGUCGGGAUAGAUGUUUUUAAUCUAAUGUUUGCAAUUAAAGAGUUAUGGCUUCUUGACACCAGAAUUCAAAAUAACAUUUGGAGUAAAGUUGGUUCAUUUCAGUGAAAUCAAUGGAUUCCCUCAGUUGGGAGGAAGUUCAUUUCAUCACAUCUUGCACAUCAUCUACAACUUUGGAAAACUUUGAGAUAUUUCAGCCAGUAAACAAAAGCUAAAGAAAAAGUCCUUAGGUGAUCAGGGGCCUCAUUUAUUAAUCAGUCAGUGAGAUUCAUACUAAAAGUCUAAAUGUGCACGAAAGCUGAAAAUGGCAUAAGCAAAAAAAAUAAAUAUAAUUUAUAAAACCGUGCCCAUGCUGACCUGAACGCAAUGCUCACUUUAUAAUUCACUGUCUACCUGUGAAUGUUGAUCUGCUGCUAUGUCGGCCUUGUACAAGCCCACGUUCAACCAUAAAUGGUCAAUACAAAGCACCUCAUGAAUAUUAAAUUUUCCUGCUGAUCAAUGGGUUUCCAUGAGUCAUGACCGUCACGGCAUCAAGCAAUGAGAAGACGAAGUGAAACUUUCUGAUACUGACAUCGUGUUUGUUAGUCUGGUGGAGGUGAAGAGAGAUUUUAUGGGAAAGCGGUGAUGUCACUAAUAAAGAAAGUGCACUGAUGUGCUGCAGUUGCUGUUGUUAUAAUAGUACUUGAGAGUGAGCACGAUAGAUUGAAUGGAGCCUGAAAUAAAAAAAGAUCCAACUCAAAGGUGCAGUCAAAAGAAAAACACUAUCAGAAUGUGAGGGGACUACUGUUCUUAUUUUAAUCAUCCAAAACUGCAGGAUUAUUAAAUUCAGAGACAGAUGUGAUCCUCAAUCUAUAGAAUUUAACAGAAUUUUUAUUAUAUGCUUGUGUUUGUACUGGGAUGGUUGGGUUCCGUCGGUCGAUCUGUGUGAUACUGAACUAACUCCAUCGUCAUGGUUACAAAACUCUGAUCGCUGAACCCACGUUUCCUCCUCAUCCAUUCAUUUAUGCACAGUGUUAGAGGACAUUAUUAAAACCUAUUAAUGACUCGGCUCUGCUACUCCACUGUUUAUUUGUAUCUAAGCUUAAUUUGCUGGUUGGUGUUUAUCGUCUUCUUCAAUUAAAUUAAUGUUAGUUUUAGUGUUAAUGAUGAAGUGGGUCAUUAAUCUGGCUUCAGUUCACCACCAACACCAUUGUGUUUAUUCUGUCUUCAUUCCUAAUAGGUUGAGGAGAAUAAACUACAUCUUUUGUUCCAAUAUAGAAAAGCACACUUGAAUUGUUAUUUAAUCCAAAAUGCACCUGUAACAAUCCCUAUGAAAACGUUACUGUAGUAGUAGUAUUUAUUUAGGACCCCUAACAUAAACCCUUAACAACCCACUUGAACAAUAACUUUUAAAAAACAUGACUCCUACCUCUUCUGACAUGUUGUUGCUAUGUAUUUGUUUUGAAUAAAGUUUUACAAUCAA